ACGAGAGAGCACAGCACAGCACAGCACAGCACAGCACAGCACAGCACAGCACAGCACAGCACAGCACAGCACAGCACAGCACAGCACAGCACAGCACAGCACAGCAGAUGCUGUGUCAUGAUGAAGAGGGCGAUAAGAGGAUUAGUGGAAAUGAUCCUGGGGAGCGAUACUCCCAGGACAGACCUUGUGCUAUCGUUGGAUUCUAGUCCUACUUUUUGA
Guillardia theta CCMP2712 is the source of this 219-nucleotide messenger RNA. RefSeq lists its product as hypothetical. The transcript has a single exon. The record is from RefSeq and is a predicted model, not a curated record. Lineage: Eukaryota; Cryptophyceae; Pyrenomonadales; Geminigeraceae. The annotation marks the transcript as partial.